Molecule: messenger RNA, 5053 nt
Organism: Xiphias gladius (swordfish)
Lineage: Eukaryota; Metazoa; Chordata; Actinopteri; Istiophoriformes; Xiphiidae
Exons: 2
Coding region: 1-4302 (1433 amino acids)
Source: RefSeq, a predicted model, not a curated record
AUGGAAGCAGCGGAGGAAACUCUCACUUACCUAGAUGACACCGGACUUCACAGGAAGCUGCUCCCAGAGGACAAGGGUAAGGACAACACGGACAGUAAAGGCCACGCCACCGGGACAAAGAGCGACGAGUCCAACUAUGUGGAUCUGGACAUGAAGACGGACGGCGCAAAAACAGUGAAGGUUACUUUCACCGGCGAGGGAAACCAGCUGUCUGUAAUCAAAUGCGACAGUUCAAAGCAGGGGACGGAGGACAAGUGGGCCGUUUCGGGCGAGCCUCCCGUGGGCACUCCGACCAAACUCCCCAACACUGACCAGGGUUCAGAGACUGACGAGCAGCGCCGGGCCGAGCUCGACCCCAGCGACUGCGUUGAACGCGCGGGCAGCGAGAGCGAUGAGCUCCAAUACACGGACAUGUAUCUGAACAGUAAGACGGAGUCCGAUGACGGGGCCAGCGCGGUGCUGUCCGACCACUGCGGCUCCGACACCGUGGAGGACGAGUCGCACUACAUCACGACGCACGAAAUCCAGCUGACCGAGCUCGACCACGACGUAGAUUACGACCUGGGGCGAGGGACCUGUUGGGAAUUUGAAGAUGACAACCUGGUUUAUUCCUUUGUGGAUUACGCCUCUUUUGAAAGCGAUGAGACGCAGGAGGGGACGCUGAUCGUGGAGGGCAGGAGCCAGGCGAAAUUGCAGUCUAAUCUUGGCGGAGCAGUUGUCAGCACCGAGCAGGAGGAGAGUGAUCUCUGUGACUCGGACAAGUGCCCCAGCUCAGAUGAAAGCGUGUGCAAAAACCAAAGCGGGGACGCAAACUCGGGGCAAAUUCAUUUAUCAAUCCAAACCUCCUCCAGAGCAGUGAACGAGCCCGUCGGUGUCCUUGACAGCAGCACCCGCGGUUUCACGAAACACUUUGGAGACGCCAGCCACUUCUCCAUUGUGAGCUCUGGCGCCAGAGCGGGGCCCUUGUGCGAUAGAGCCCAGUAUUUCAUCCCUGCUCCGGGCCGUCAGCACCUCGCAUCCAAACUGAGACGGAAAGAUAUCAACGAGUAUUCCAGCGGAGCGUCCAGCUCCAUCAGUGAGCUGGACGACGCUGAUAAAGAGGUGCGUAAUUUAACCGCCAAGUCUUUCCGGAGCUUGGCAUGUCCAUACUUCGAUGCCAUUAAUCUUAGCACCUCUAGCGAGUCCUCUAUGUCGGAAUGCGGGCUAAAUAAAUGGUCAGCGUAUGUGGACUGGAACUAUGGAAACAUAUCUCAGGGAAGAGAGCGCAGCGUAAUUGCGCACAAGACUUCCAGCACAACACUGGAAAUGAAUACGACCGUGGACAGUAAGAGGCAGGGUAAGUCCAUUACCGGCAUGAAAGCUCCACAAACCAAAACGUACGCACUGAACAAGAGAACAGCUUCUCAACAAGCUUCCUCUUCUAGCAAAAAGAUCGAACUGAAAGAUCCGGUUCAGCCAAAGCAGCGUGGAGUGACGCUGAAUUUCCGCUGUAAUGUUGAAGCGCCUGAGGGAACCAGGCGUCCAAAAUGCUCCAAGAACGCACGAAUUAAUAAGGCCACGGGCACUGUGCUGGCCAGAUCGGGAUAUGAAAUGCGAUAUCAUCACACGGAAAGCACCGGGGACACACACAAAAGGGCAAUUUUUGCAUCAAGUCUGUUGAAAAAUGUGAUUUCCAAAAAGAUGCAGUUUGAACAGGAGCGCAAAAUGGAAAGGGGAGAAAUUCGUGACACAUACCCAGCGCCCUCCCCGGAAAGGCAUCUGGGAAGAGGCUUGCAAAGACAAACCUCAGAAUCAGGCUCAGGAUUCACUGCUGAUGAUCUGGAGGGCUGCAGCAGACCCAGCUCCUGUGAGCCUGCAGAGGAGCAGAAAAGCAACAAAGCACCAGAAGACUCAGAGAAGGGACAACAUGAGCCUCCAAGAGCACCGCUCAGCCACAGUCAAAGUAGUGCAUUUAAUUCCUUGAAAGCAGAGGAGCCAGAACCUGUAAAGCAGCCUGAGCCCACGGCUGUAAGUGACGCACAGACCACAGCAAAGGAAGAAUUAGACACCAGCAGCAUGCUGACAAAACUGCUUUUUGUUCCGAGUUGCCAGCUUCUUUCAACAGAGAAGGAUUUUACAGAGGACUUAGCAAGCCACACACCUGUCACGGGCACACCUGCUGGCCCACAGAAAUGUGAAAAAGAGUUAAAAACAGACUAUAGUGGAAAAAUAGUAGGCAAAGGAGAAAACGAGAAGGGGGGGAAAACACCUGAGAUAAAAAUAUGCCUGAGAAGUGUGAGAGAAAAUAAAGGCUGUACACUGAAUAUUGCCAACCUGUUAACCCCUAAAAUAAGUUACAACACUGUUAACACAUUCAGGGCAGCAGGUGAUGCUAAAUGCCACGUUUCAUCUGCAACAGACAAAAUUCCAAACUUCACAGUUAGAGACAUAAGAGACACCAAAUGCAAGUUUCAGACACCAAUAUAUCAUGUCAGGGAUGUGCGUAAAUUGGUAAAAAGCUCGUAUCGCUUUGUUUCUCUGGAUAACAGUGACAGUAAAUGUUCCACAGCAGCUGAUAAACUUGAGGAAAAGGCUAAAAAGGAACCGGUUAAACACUUAUUACCAUCUCCUAUUGUGAUUAAAUGUCACUCUGUUAAAACAAAUGUUAAAUCACAGACAACUGAGGCACCACAGAAACAAGCAGAGGCAGUCGUCCCAUCCGAGACAUCCCAAAGUGAAUAUGCACCAUCACAUUGCACGACUAGCAGGGUACCACCUACUGUAUCCAAACAGCUACAUCCUGACCUAUCAGAAAUCCAACCCAAUACUGACACCAAACUGACAAAACCGAGGCAGGACAAGUUCACAGGUGAGACAGCCGAGAGGAGAAAUGAGCCUACGAUACCAAAACAGGCUGCGCUGGAGAAGCUUAAGGCUGCAGUCAAAACAAUGGAGCAGCUUUAUGUUUUUGAUAGAAAUGAAUGGAAACGUAAAAGCCAGGCUCCACAGCCUAUUACAGGCAGCCACGUGCUUUCACUUAUUGCCAGUGAGGAGCAGGGAGCAGAGGAGCUGGAGACGACAAACACUGACAGGAUUCCUCAGUCUUUGAUGAAUACCACAGAAACAGGCAAACCACAGGAAGGUAAAGGAGCCGUGAAAAUCAUACAUGUCCCAUAUAACGACGACACUUUUAAAACACAGUCACAGCAAAAUAAAACCUUUAGUAACAAAAGUUUCCUUCACUUUGGCAACGGCAAUAAGGCACAUGUCAGCAUUAGUUCGGUUAGUAAUCCUGUUCCACAAAGCUCGGCGCUGCAAACAUCAUCUACUAUGAAAAGCUCCAAGACCUCGGUAGCCCCACUGUCAGUGAAAAUAGAGCCCCCGAAACACGGCCAGGUGGAGCAGGGAAAGGUCAAAAUCAGUCCCACUAAUCCCACUGUCACACAGGGCUGCGCAGACUCGGAGAACUAUUUAACCAUACCAGGGCUGGGGUAUACAAAUGAAAUCAAACUGGUGAAUCGAGACCCUGUUAAGAGUGAGGGGAAUUCAAACGUCAGUCAAGCCCACACAGGUGACGGCAAGACGCCCGAGCAGGAAAGGUCUCCAUUAAUCAUGGAGUACCCAGCUACAAGCAUCUACCAUCACUCUGCAGCAGCGACAACAGGGCCUCAAACCCAGCAGCAGGUGUUGCGCAUCUCUCCCUCUGUCCCAACUUUGUCACCUACCUCCUUUACCAGAGAGACAGUCCCACAAACCCAGCGCAAGAUGCUCUUGGACCCCACUACAGGACAUUAUUACCUGGUGGACACUCCCAUACAGGCCACCACUAAGCGACUGUUCGACCCUGAGACAGGCCAGUAUGUGGAUGUACCCAUGCCCCAUUCGCCUGUGGCACCUGUCAACCCUGUUACCCCUGUGCCUCUCUCUUUGUCUCCCUUGGCAAUGAGCCCAGGAGCGUACGGCCCCACCUACAUGAUCUACCCAAGCUUCAUCCCCUCACCCACUCUCCCAGCCCAGACGGUGUUGCCACAGGCUUCUUGUCACUCUGAGGAUGCAGGUGGAGACAAGGCAAAACAUGCCAGAAACCCAAGGCUGGAACCGAACACAGCAGGUGCAGAGAGCACAUAUUACAGCCCAACAGGAGAGGCUCCGCAGGGGCCACUGCAGCUACCUGUGAGUCUGGGACACGUGACCACCAGAGGAGGUGCAGCGAGCUCCGAGAGGAAGCCAGUUAUCAGCAUCAUGUCGCAACAAGGUCCAAGAAUCAUUGCCCCUCCUUCCUUUGAUGGAACAACGAUGAGCUUUGUAGUGGAGCAUCGGUGACCAAGAAAAUAUCUCGUCAUACAUAAAUCUCCCCCCUGAAGAAUCUGCCUUCAUUCACCACAAGUGCAGUUUUCACCCCUGUCACUCCACCCUGUGAUCAACGCCCCUGGACAACUUCCAACAACAAUUUCUACCCCCCCUCUGUUGUGUUGUUUAUCCUUGCAGCAGACAUUACUGUAUUCUCUAUGCAUUGCAGCACUUUGUAGGGUAAAUGCAUUCGGCCAUGUCCUCUGGCUGAUGCUCUGCCAUGAUGCUAUAUGAAUCAGCUUUAUAAUACUUUCCAUUAAGCUGCUGUCUAAAACACUCAUCUCCUUUGAAAUGCUGUUUGAGCCCUGCAACAUGUCUAUUCAAAAGGAAACAAGGCAGGUCUUCAAUUACAAUUCAGUGUUACUCAUCAUCAGCCACACCACCAUUAUAUUAUCAUGAGUUUAAUGUUAGCAUGUCUUUAAAGCAAGUCUAUGUAACUUUUGAAAGGAAAAAAAAACACAUUGUCCUCUUACCAAUGAAAAGUUGAACUCAUAUGCAACUACGUGCAACUUGUUAAAAUCAGUACAGUCAGGGGAUUCGCUGCCACAACCUCUCUUGGUUUGUUAUGAAUAGCUAAUUAGUUAGCUAAUGUUAGCAAAAUUGAUAGAUAUUAUUGUGUAACUGACAUUACACAUUCAAUUUGCUGAAAUUCUGACUCUAGUUACUGUUACACUACAGUCUAGGCUGACACAGAUGAACAUUUCAGUAGUUUUAUUAAAAGGGU